This is a messenger RNA of Hemiscyllium ocellatum (epaulette shark), 3383 nucleotides long. It is a transcript of the gene mtrex, whose product is annotated as Mtr4 exosome RNA helicase. Gene Ontology annotation, molecular function: RNA binding; ATP binding; RNA helicase activity. NCBI's taxonomy places the organism in Eukaryota, Metazoa, Chordata, Chondrichthyes, Orectolobiformes, Hemiscylliidae. The transcript has 27 exons. The record is from RefSeq and is a predicted model, not a curated record. Bases 4 to 3105 code for a protein of 1033 amino acids. Gene Ontology annotation, cellular component: nucleus. Gene Ontology annotation, biological process: maturation of 5.8S rRNA; RNA catabolic process.
AAGAUGGCGGACGCGUUCGGGGAUGAUUUGUUCAGCGUGUUCGAGGAGGAAUCCUCCAAAAAGGAUAAAACAGGGUCUGGAGGCACCGGCGGCGGGGGCACUCUUGGGAAGGCCUUUGCUGGAGGUGCUCAAGGAGCUAAUGCAGUUUCCUCAGUGAAGAACAAGCGUGAAGUCGAGACAGAUAAUCCAGAUGAUGCAUUCUUUGGAAAAAAACCAAAACUUGAAGUUGUGUCCACCGAGGAAAUUAAUCUUGCAGACCUGAUGCCUAAGGUGAAGGUGGAACAAGUUGAUACAGUCGAAGGCUGUAACCAUGAAGUGGCCAUUCCAUUGUCAGAUGAAUAUCAGCAACUAAAACCUCGUACUGGAAAAGCAGCCAAGGAAUACCCUUUUAUUCUUGAUGCUUUUCAAAGAGAGGCCAUUGCUUGCAUUGAUAACAAUCAGUCUGUACUGGUGUCUGCACAUACAUCAGCUGGAAAAACUGUGUGCGCUGAAUAUGCAAUAGCGCUUGCUUUACGUGAUAAGCAAAGAGUUAUCUUUACCAGUCCUAUCAAAGCAUUGAGUAAUCAAAAAUAUCGUGAAAUGUAUGAAGAAUUCCAGGAUGUUGGACUAAUGACUGGCGAUGUCACAAUCAAUCCAACAGCCUCCUGUCUGGUCAUGACAACUGAGAUUUUGAGAAGCAUGUUGUACAGGGGAUCUGAGGUAAUGAGAGAAGUCGCCUGGGUUAUCUUUGAUGAAAUUCAUUACAUGAGAGAUGCAGAACGUGGUGUUGUUUGGGAGGAAACAAUUAUUCUUCUCCCAGACAAUGUACAUUAUGUGUUCCUUUCUGCAACUAUUCCCAAUGCACGACAAUUUGCUGAAUGGAUCUGCCACCUUCACAAGCAGCCAUGCCAUGUGAUCUAUACCGACUACAGACCGACACCUUUGCAGCACUACAUUUUUCCAGCUGGAGGUGAUGGAUUGCAUCUAGUAGUUGAUGAAAAUGGGGAUUUUAGAGAAGAUAACUUCAAUACUGCUAUGCAAGUACUGAGAGAUGCUGGUGAACUUUCCAAGGGUGAUCCAAAGGGACGUAAAGGAGGAACUAAAGGACCAUCAAAUGUAUUCAAAAUUGUGAAAAUGAUCAUGGAAAGGAAUUUUCAGCCUGUUAUCAUCUUCAGCUUCAGCAAGAAAGACUGUGAAGCGUACGCACUUCAAAUGUCCAAGUUGGAUUUUAAUACAGAUGAUGAAAAAAAACUCGUGGAAGAGGUAUUUAACAAUGCUAUUGAUUGCUUGUCUGAUGAAGAUAAAAAACUUCCUCAGGUUGAACAUGUGCUGCCUCUUUUAAAACGAGGAAUUGGAAUCCACCAUGGUGGUUUGCUUCCUAUUUUGAAAGAAACUAUUGAAAUUCUCUUCUCUGAAGGACUCCUGAAGGCAUUAUUUGCAACAGAGACCUUUGCUAUGGGUAUCAACAUGCCAGCAAGGACAGUUUUGUUCACCAGUGCCCGCAAAUUUGAUGGGAAAGAUUUCCGUUGGAUCUCUUCAGGGGAAUACAUUCAAAUGUCAGGUCGAGCUGGUAGGCGUGGCAUGGAUGAAAGAGGAAUCGUUAUUCUUAUGGUAGAUGAAAAGAUGAGUCCAACAGUUGGAAAACAACUUCUGAAGGGCUCAGCCGAUCCUCUUAAUAGCGCAUUUCAUCUGACCUAUAACAUGGUUUUAAACCUCCUUCGUGUUGAAGAAAUAAAUCCUGAGUACAUGUUGGAAAAAUCCUUCUACCAGUUUCAGAAUUACAAAGCAAUCCCAGGAGUGGUAGAAAAAGUCAAGAUAUUGGAAGGCCAAUACAAUGAAAUUGAAAUUCCCAAUGAAGAAAAUGUCGUUACUUACUACAAAAUAAGGCAGCAGCUGGCUAAACUGGGUAAAGAAAUUGAGGAGUAUAUACACAAACCAAAAUACUGCUUGCCAUUUCUACAACCAGGCAGACUUGUUAAGGUGAAAAAUGAUGACGAUGACUUUGGUUGGGGAGUUGUCAUAAAUUUCAAUAAGAAAUCUAAUGUGAAGCCUAACACUGGAGAACUGGACCCCUUAUAUGUGGUGGAGGUUUUAUUGCUUUGCAAUAAAGACAGCGUAAAACUUGCAGCAUCAGGAGCAGCUAAACCAGCUAAACCAGGGGAGAAAGGAGAGAUGCAGGUUGUUCCCAUCCUGCUUCAUUUAAUUACAGCCAUUAGUAGUGUACGUCUCUAUAUUCCAAAAGAUCUGAGACCACUAGACAACAGGCAAAGUGUUUUGAAAUCAAUACAGGAAGUACAAAAGAGAUUUCCUGAUGGUGUACCUUUACUUGAUCCAAUUGAUGACAUGGGAAUCAAGGAUCAAGGACUGAAGAAAGUAAUACAGAAAAUUGAGGCUUUUGAGCACAGAAUGUAUUCACAUUCCAUGCAUAAUGACUCAAAUUUGGAAACUGUUUACAGACUUUGUGAGAGGAAAGCACAGAUUGCUGGAGAAAUCAAAGCAGCAAAGCGAGAGCUGAAGAAAGCUCGAACAGUAUUGCAGAUGGAUGAACUGAAAUGCCGUAAACGAGUGAUCAGACGAUUAGGCUUUGCUACUUCUUCUGAUGUAAUUGAAAUGAAAGGACGAGUUGCUUGUGAAAUAAGCAGUGCGGAUGAACUACUACUGACAGAAAUGAUGUUUAAUGGGAUCUUCAAUGAUCUGGCAGCUGAGCAGGCUACAGCCUUACUGAGUUGCUUUGUAUUUCAGGAGAAGGCAAACGAAAUGCCCAAACUGACAGAACAACUAGCAGGUCCAUUACGACAGAUGCAGGAAUGUGCCAGAAGAAUAGCCAAAGUUUCAGCAGAAGCUAAACUGGAGGUUGAUGAGGAAAUGUACCUCGACUCAUUUCGCCCCCAUUUAAUGGAUGUUGUGUUCACGUGGGCAAAUGGAGCUACUUUUGCUCAGAUCUGCAAAAUGACAGAGGUUUUUGAAGGCAGUAUAAUUCGUUGUAUGAGACGAUUGGAAGAACUCCUUCGGCAGAUGUGUCAAGCAGCAAAGGCAAUAGGAAACACAGAACUGGAAAAUAAAUUUGCAGAAGGAAUUACCAAGAUCAAAAGAGAUAUUGUAUUUGCUGCAAGUCUUUACCUGUAACUUUGAAGAAGUAACAGCAGCAGAAGCACCAUCCACUUUCAGGUUGAAAUUAAAGAACAUGUUUAUGAAAUGUCCAGCAGCAUUGAGGUAGAUGAUUUUUAUGGAGAGAUGUCUUUGGUUAAGGAAUAAAUAGACAACAAAUGAGGAUUGGCAAACUUUGUAGUUUUUUUUAUUUUCCAUUGCUUUUGUGUGUAGUUGAACUCAAGCACCAUCAAAGCAAGCUUCAACAGCUGGAACUGUACAUAACUGUUAUUUUAAUAAACAUUUUACAUUUUGCA